AGCGGAGGAGCGCUAUAUACAAUGUGGGAGUUACAGGAGUUUAUCGGAGACGUGCUCAAUAAGACCUUCGUUAUCAGCCAACCAGGUGUUAUUAAGUUUGGUGGUUCAGGAUGUGACGUUGACUUGCGGCCAGCUGUGUGUAGUGAGGUGGCUAAUAUGUUUGUUAUCGGUACUGAUACUAAUUGUGUGUUUAAUCUGUCGGAAAGUGUUCAGGGACAAUCUUUAGUCAAUGGCGUGUUGUCAAAAGAAUACCAGCUCAUAAAGUCAGGAGACAUGGUACAAUUUCGUUCCGUAUCGAACAAGAAGUUUAUGUUGAUCUACAAAGAAAUCAUUAUACUUUUUUCUUCGAUGGAGAGGAAUAUACGAAAAAAAGCUAAAACAGUCGCCAACCUCAUUCAUGCAAAAGUUUUAAGUGAUUGGUCAAACGAAUGCAAUGUUCUUGUUAUGCAAUCUCUGAUUGUUACUUCGAAAGUUAUAUGUGCAUUACUUAGCUGUAUUCCUAUUGUUACACUGGACUACUUGGAAGAAAUCAAGAAAAUCCAAGGCUACACAUUCGCAACGAAACCUGAUCCAAAAGACUUUUUGCCGAUUAUGAAGGAGGAAAAACUGACACAGAAUGACGCCUCAAGGUUUCUCCCCAAUGAUUUGCGACGUCUUUUAUUUAGUAGAAAGGUAUUCUUUGUUCUAAAUAAAGACAAGUACAAUAUUCUGUCGGAGAUAAUCCGUUUGGGGAACGGGAGUUCAUGUUUACUUGAUUCUCCUGAUGCUCUACUUACCUCCAAUUCAAACAAUAAAAUGCAUGUGACUGGACAUAUUGCUGUAGAUGAUCUCCUUCGUGAUAUUUUAUCGAAACCAGAGUCAUGCGUCGUUCAUUUUCAUCCCACAUCUGUAACCGAAUCAUGGCAGCGAAAAGUUUAUUCUGUAUUGCGUAGUCUACGCCGCAGACCCAUUCUAGAAUCAGAACUGGGUUUCGCUGUUGUAUAUUGCUCGACAAAGUUAUAUUGCAAUCCAGAUAAACGCUGUCCUGAUGGAUUAUACCAAGAAAUUGAUAUAUCUGGUACAUUCUCGGUGAAUCCGUUUCAAAUAGACUCGGAAGUUGUCUCAUCGGAACUUAGCCAAUUAUCUACUACAGUGGUUGGCGCGAAAAUUCCUGACUCUACUCAUAGGAAUUUUUCAUCUAAAAUGAAGAAUACCGAAUCAGACUCUGGACUCAAAUUAAGAUCAUAUCAAACUGCAAGGUUAUGUGAACGUAAAUUUGGGUCUACUAUAUCUAAAAUUGUUCCUGUGAAAACUCCUGAGCGUAUGACUGUGGGAAGCGUUUUAGCAUAUGACUCAGAGCCUUUAGUAAGUCAAAAUUUUGUUGAUUCACCACAAACUGCACAUUUGGAUUUGGAAAAUCAAGAGCCUUGUAAACUUGAAGCAAUCUUGAAAAACAGUAUCUCUACUUCAACCUUCGGAUCGUCAAUAAUUCAUCAACCUUUAGCAUGCAUUGAUAAGAAUGAUUUGUUAAACACAUUAAACAAUAUGCCUUCACUUCUUCAAACAAAAAUUAAGCAAGGUACGUUGCUCGAGUCUAACGUCAAUAAUAAGAAGAAUACAACUCAGCUCUCACCAUCAUUGUCUAACAAAAGUUUUGACAGUAUCAAACCGGAAAUCCCUAAGUAUGAAUUAUUAUUGGAAAAUGAUGCAAAUUCAUCUGUUGUAACUGGAUCGAAUUCAUGUAGCCUCGAUUUAAAUAAUGGUCAUUCAUUUCCAUCUAAUAAUGAAAAUCGUCGAUCAGGAAGUUGGCUCCGAAAACAUCCAGCUGAUAACGGUGCUGAUGUUGUUGAUACAUAUAACACGGCCCGGAGUACAAGGACUAAUUUCUUCAGUAAAGAUGUUAACCACAAUACAAUAGUCCUUUGGUUAAACUUACUAAUAUCGGAAGUUGUACAAACGAGGACCAACAAAUGGAAAGUCUUUCAAGUGAUAUUGUAAGAGCUAAGUGAAAGGGAUGAUUUAAUUUGUUCAUUCUGGUCAGUGUCUUUUUUAGCAAGAUUGUUUCUACAGGAUAAGGUUGCUGACCUUAUGCCCAACCCUCGUCUUUACCCCCGGGCUUGGGACCGGCAGUAACCAUAGAAAAGCUAUAGGCUGAGUGGAAAAGUGGCAGGACCUGAUAAUAUACCAGCUGAAGCACUGGAGUCAGACAUAUGAUCAACUCCAAACAUGCUCCACGUUCCAUUCAGAAAGAUUUGGGAGGAAGAACAAGUGCCGAUAGACUGAAAAGAAGGAUAUCCCAUCACAAUACAAAAGAAAGGAGAUCUGAGCAAGUGUGAGAACUACAGAGGCAUCACACUACUGUCGGUGCCAGGGAAAGUCUUCAACAGAGUGUUGCUGAACCGGAUGAAAGAUUCAGUUGACACCCAACUUUGAGAUCAACAGACCGGAUUACGUAAGGAUCGGUCGUGCACAAACCAGAUCGCGACACUACGGAUCACCGUUGAACAGUCGAUUGGAUUGAUUUCGUCACUAUACAUCAACUUCUUUGACUAUGAGAAGGCGUUUGAGAGAACGAAUAGGAGAACCUUAUGGGACCUUCUUCGACACUAGGGUGUACGUGAGAAGAUCGUCAACACCAUUCGGAAUCCAUAGAACGGACUACACUGCAAAGUUGUGUAUGGAGGACAGCUGACAGACACAUUCCAAAUAAUGACCGGAGUCAGACAAGGUUGUUUACUCCCUGCCUUCUUUUUCUUCUGGUGUUUGACCUGAUUAUGAAUACCUUCACAUCAAACUGCUCCACGAAGCAAGCCCUAACUCGGAAUCAUGAGGGGAAACGGAGAAGAGGAAAACCAAAGAACGAAUUGCACCGAGAAUUGGAAGCAGGUAUGAAAAGGGUGAAUAGCAACUGGAACGGACAGAGUUGGAUGGAGAAUGCAAGUGGUUGGUCAAUACUCCUCCACGAAGUGUAACAUGUGUAAGUAAGUAAGUGGACGGAAUAUGUUAUCUCUUCUUUUACUAGAGCGAAACAUACUGAGUGUUUAUAAAAUAGUCAUCCCAUGGAUCAUUUUUGGCUUUCUUGCAUAUCGUAGUGAAGAAGCUUAUAAGUCUCAGUCUUCAGUCAGUCAGUAACAACGUAGGACUUCGUACGUACGUACAUCAGUUCGAGUUGCCACACCACAUUAGCACAGAGAUGCACUUGUCGAUUCAAAUCCCGUAGUGGUAGAGGUAAUAAGAGCAUAAGCAGUAAUGGGGAAGAUUAGGGUUUGGAGAUGUUAUUUAAAGAGUAUAAUCCAGUGAAAGAAAUUUGGAAAGAGGAAAAAAGGGACAUGAAGAAUUCAGAAGAUUAGAAUUUGGGAGAACACAGAGAGUGGAUGCACCUGCGCCAUUGCAAACGAUUUUGAGCCAUGUCAUUCAGGGUCUCUAACCAUCGGUUGCUAUCAUCUCGCGGUCCCUAACCAGGUAGUCUACACCUACUAACAUGACUCAGUCCACUUGUCAGUGACUUCAUGGACUUGUGCCAUGUUUUGGUUUGGCCGCCCCUAGCUUUCUUCCAACCUACUCCUAUACCACUGAACAUAGCACGUCGAGGCAGUCGGUCGUUGGGCAUACGUAACACGUGUCCCAGCCAUCUCAACUGAUGAAGUUUCACUACUUCAUCAAUUGAUUUGCCAUCCUUACCUAAUACCCGUUUCCUAACAACUGUGUUACUUACUCGAUGGUCCCAUGAUAUACGAGCAAUGCUUCGAAGACACCUAUGAUCGAAUACUAGUAACCUACGAAUAUCCUCUACUCUUACCGGCCAUGUUUCACUGU
Messenger RNA from Schistosoma guineensis, 3795 nucleotides. The record is from the annotation of a GenBank genome assembly. Lineage: Eukaryota; Metazoa; Platyhelminthes; Trematoda; Strigeidida; Schistosomatidae.